AUCCCAACAAGCCCAAGAGCGACAAGGCAACAGUGCUGGGGGAAAGUCUGGCGGCGCUGAGCGAGCUGCGCUCCACUGUGGCUGCUCUGAGGGCGGAGCACCAGAUGCUGUCGGGGGAAGCCAAGGAGCUGUCAGCGGAGAAGCAGGAGGUGCGGCAGGAGCGGCAGCUGCUGCGGAUGGAGGCGCUGCAGGCGCAGCUGCACAUGCUGCCGUGGCUGCCCCCUCACACCCUCACCCAUCCACCCUCCCGCCCACCCGCCCAUCCCCUGUGA
Messenger RNA from Closterium sp. Yama58-4, 272 nucleotides. The record is from the annotation of a GenBank genome assembly. Lineage: Eukaryota; Viridiplantae; Streptophyta; Zygnematophyceae; Desmidiales; Closteriaceae.